AUGGCAUCUUUUGGCGGUUCCAUCCUUCGCGUUCUCGUAGUCGGAGCUGGCGGGGUCGGAACAAUGGCAUGUGUUGCCCUUGAAAGGUCUGGGCGAGCGAGAGUUACUGCAGUACUCCGGUCAAACUAUAACCGUGUCAAGGAGCAUGGCUUCACGAUUGAUUCGGUUGAUCAUGGAAAUUUGACAUCAUGGCGACCCAGUGAAAUUGUAAAUUCGGUCCCCAAAGCUGAACCGUCUCAGCCAUUCGACUAUGUCAUUGUUACAAUGAAAACUAUCCCAGAACUAUGCAGCAUUCCAGAAAUUAUCCAGCCAGCUGUAACGCCAGGACAUACCAGUAUCGUCCUGAUCCAAAACGGAAUAUACAUUGAGGAAGACUUUAUCAAAGCAUUCCCAACCUGCGUCCUGCUCUCUGGUGCUAGUUACAUCGGUGCUCACCAGCGAGAUGGACAUGUAAGCCACAACGACCACGACUGUAUGGACCUGGGAGCCUUUCGCAAUCCAUCUCUGGAUGCCUCACUCGAGAAAGCAAAACUCGACGAAUUCGCCACGGCAUACACCACUAGCAAUGUCGUCGAAGUCAGAAAAGUAGAUGACAUUGUGUUUUACCGAUGGCGGAAGUUAUUGUGGAAUGCCACGUUCAAUCCCAUGUGUGCCAUUACGCAGCUAGACAGCGCAGCAAUUAGGCAAUUUGGCGGUGACUACAGCUUAAUUCGGCCUGCUAUGGCAGAAGUCGUAGCCAUUGCAAAGGCUGAUGGUUAUGAUCUUGGUAAAGGCGUUAUUGAUGACAUGAUUGAGACAGCUCCGAUUGAACUUUCGUUCCGGCCCAGCAUGUUGGUUGAUGUGGAUAAGGGAAAUCCGGUCGAGGCGGAAGCAAUACUGGGUAAUGCUUUACGGGUCGCGAGAGUUAGAGGGGUUCCAACUCCAAUACUAGACAACAUUUAUCGUUUCCUCAGGCUAAUACAAGCUCGUCUUCUGGCUUCACGGGGGUUGAUAAAGGCCCCCAAGGAAUUGCCUAAGAAUGAUUUUAUUUAG
Paracoccidioides lutzii Pb01 is the source of this 1032-nucleotide messenger RNA. RefSeq names its product 2-dehydropantoate 2-reductase. Bases 1 to 1032 code for a protein of 343 amino acids. The transcript has 2 exons. Gene Ontology annotation, biological process: pantothenate biosynthetic process. Gene Ontology annotation, cellular component: cytoplasm. Gene Ontology annotation, molecular function: 2-dehydropantoate 2-reductase activity. The record is from RefSeq and is a predicted model, not a curated record.